AUGGAGCCUUGUGCCUUUACAGGGGCCCUUACCAUGGAGCCUAAUGCCCUAACAAGUGCUCAAACUAUGGAGCCAAAUUGUCCGAACAGGUGCCUUAAUUAUAGAGCCAAUAAUGCCUUAACAGGUGCCCUAACUAUGGAGCCUUGUGCCCUUACAGGUGCCCUAACGAUGGAGCCUUGUGCCCUAACAGGGGCCCUAACCGUGGAGCCUAAUGGCCUAACAGGUGCCCCAACUAUAGAGCCUUAUGCCCAAACAGCAAUGACUGAUAAAGUCGACUACUGUCCCCAGAACCUGACAGAAACAUUGGAAGCAGGUUCCAGACUUGGCUGUGGUCAAGACGAGUAUGGUAACAAUCAGUACCUGUGUCUCCCUAACAAAGAGAAGACGGGUCUGGUAGAAUUCUGUCACGAUGGAGUCAUGGGGAUAUUGGAAAGAGGUUAUUGUUUGGAGACCACUGGUGAUGAUCUCUCAAGAAAUAACUGCUCACAUUUCCUAAUGGGCUGUCCAGAUACAGAAAUCCACAUCAACAAAAUGUACAGAUAUCCCGCCUGUUUAAGAAUUAGUACAGAGUAUCAAUGCUAUCUUGCUGAUCCGUCCUGUGGAAAUGCCGCAUGGGAUACAACUACCAAAGACACAGCAGAGACAUUGAUUACCCAAGGAUUCUCUACAGACCAUACUAUGUACAAUGUCACAGGGACAAUUAUUCAAAAAACCACAUUAGCAGAGGAUAACUCAGCAGUUAUUGGGGCAGUCGUUGGAAGUCUUGUAGCUGUGUUAAUCACACUUCUUCUACUUCUGACUGUAGUUAUAGUUUUACGAAGAAGAAAACUGAAGCAGGAGAAUAGGAAAAAAGAUGAAAUUUCAGAAAACGAGAAGAAAGUCUUAUUGAAACCGUUACCAACAAUGGACACCAGACAAGGAUCGGAAGUGAAUGACACACAAGGACUUGAAGACAUUGUGGACAGUACGGAAGAGCAUAUCAAUAUUAUCAGUAAUGUACCUGGAUGUGAACGCUCACUGCUGGCAACAGACGAAGGAACUAAAGAGAUACAAAAAACGGUCCUCAAUGGAGACCCAGCAGACAGUGGAGAUUCAGCGGAUGAAGAGGAUUUUGUUAGACAAACUGAUAACAGAGAUAAUAUUCCAGAGCCUGAAAAUUCAUUGAUACAAGGCAGGAGAAAGACUGGUAAGAAUACAUAUACCACACUUUUUUCAUGGGAGAUAAUUUUCACGUCUCCACCAGCUAGGAACACGGAUGACAUACCAAAAACUGGCUUUCUGCGGGUUACCACACCCAGACACAACCGUCAGAGACCCCCCUCCCCCUUCAGCACCUGCGCAAUCGACUCAAAACUGAUGUACAAACUGCUGAAAUCAGGAUAA
Molecule: messenger RNA, 1383 nt
Organism: Saccostrea cuccullata (small rock oyster)
Lineage: Eukaryota; Metazoa; Mollusca; Bivalvia; Ostreida; Ostreidae
Exons: 10
Coding region: 1-1383 (460 amino acids)
Source: RefSeq, a predicted model, not a curated record